Molecule: messenger RNA, 3123 nt
Organism: Rodentolepis nana
Lineage: Eukaryota; Metazoa; Platyhelminthes; Cestoda; Cyclophyllidea; Hymenolepididae
Source: the annotation of a GenBank genome assembly
AUGACGUUGUAUAUAGGCCUCUGGUUGCCUGUUUUUUUUCUCCCCUUUAUUUUGGGAGAAGAAUGCGGAUAUUCCCUAUGUCCUCCCACCAAAGAUGAUCACAUCAAUGUUCACCUUGUGCCUCACACCCAUGACGAUGUUGGAUGGUUGAAAAAUAUCGACCAGUAUUACUUUGGCGAUGCCAAAUUUUACCAGACAGCUGCGGUUCAAUACAUUCUUGAUUCCGUUAUGCAUGCAUUGGCAUUAAAUCCUAACAGAAAGUUUGUUUACGUUGAGAUGGCGUUCUUUGAGCGUUGGUGGCGCCUUCAAACCCCGGCCAUGCAGGACGUAGUUCAUAAGCUGGUUAAAAAUGGUCAAUUGGAAUUCGCCCUUGGUGGAUGGUCCAUGAAUGAUGAAGCCGUAGUUCACUACAGUGACUCAAUUGAUCAACUCACUCGUGGUUUGGCUUUUCUUAAUGCCACUUUUGGAGACUGUGGCCGACCUAGAGUUGCUUGGCAGAUUGAUCCCUUUGGGCACGCUCGACAACAAGCUCGAAUAUUCACGGAGGCUGGUUUUGAUGGAGUCUUUUUCCAGCGCAUGGAUUACAAGGAAAAACGUAAACGGUUGAAAGAAAAGACUAUGGAAGUUCUUUGGAAGGUAGAUCCUGCAAAUAAUAAGAGCCAUCUUUUCACUCAUAUACUCUAUCAAAGCUACUGCUCACCGCCAGGAUUCUGUUUUGAUGCAAAAUGUGAUGAUCCACCGAUGAUAGUCGAUCCCCUUGCUACCAAUUAUAAUGCCCCUCAGAGAGUUAGCCAGUUCCUUGAAUAUGUAAGAAUGGUCUCAUCCAGCUACGCCACAAACCACAUUUUUGUACCAAUGGGUUGCGAUUUCACUUAUGAGAAUGCCAACUUAAAUUUCAUCAAUUUAGAUAGGCUAAUUGAGCAGGUGAAUGCCCAACAGCAAAAGGAAUGGUCAAACGGAAAAUUCAAGUCAUCGGGAAACGUAAAGCCUGUUCAUCUUCUCUACUCCAGUCCAACUUGCUAUAUUAAAUCGGUGAAUGCAGCUUUUAAGAAACAGGGCACAAUACCACAGAGGGACGGGGAUUUCUUCCCUUAUGCUAGUGCUUCCAACACCUUCUGGACGGGAUUCUAUACCAGCAGGCCUUCACAAAAGCUAAUGGUUCGAGAAGCUUCCUCGUUGCUAGCAGCUUGUGAGCAGGCCCACCUUAUAAAGCCAAAUCUCGGGUCCCGUUAUCGAUAUCCAACCCAAAACAUCUAUGAUUUUAAAAAUGGUAUCGCUCAAACUCCCGAUCAAGUUGUCGACCAACUUCGAAGAGUAAUGGGUGUGAUGCAGCAUCAUGAUGCAGUAACCGGUACCGAUAAACAGCAUGUCUCCAAUGACUACCGUCAGCGUCUAACAGAUGCCAUGAAGGGAUGUAGUCAACUCGUUAGCGCUGUAGCUGACACCCUAUUGGAAAAAAGUUACAGUUCUCAAGGAGGUGGUUUUAGUGCUUGUGAGAAUCUUAAUGUCUCUGUGUGUCCGCCACUUACUUCAAAAUCCCUUCAUCCUAAUACUCUAAUUGCUGUCUACAACCCCCUUGGUUGGAAUGAUAUCCAGCCCUGGCUGCGAGUGCCCCUUUAUGCUACGAAGGACCAACUCGAUUGGCUGUCCUCCUUCACUCUGACUGAUUAUACCACUGGUGAGACGAUACCCUUCCAAGUUGUUCCAGUACCACUGCCUGUUCUGAAACUUCCAGAAAGGCGCCCACUUCACCACAAAGGCUCUUCCGAACUGAUCUUUAAACCUAGUGAAGGUCUCAAACAAGCCGGUUUUACACUUUUUGCACUGAAAGGUGAAGCAAGUAGUGACUAUGGAAAAUCUUACAGGUACGGAUACAAGCGUCCAGUGAAUCAACAGCGGUUUUCGUUGGAAAUCGGUCCAGAUAACCUACCACUAUUUCGCAGCAGAGAGGGUCAUAGCAUAUCCAUGCGAUUUCUAAAUUAUGACGCGAAUUUCUACAGUAGGCCAUCUUCCGGAGCCUACGUUUUCCGAGCUCUUAGUGAAGCUGCUGCUUUUGGAAAUCCAAUUUCGGAAAUAAUCCGUGGAGAAUUGGUGACCGAAGUUCGCACAAACUUCACUUCAUGGGCUUAUCUCUCUGCUCGUCUCUACGCCGAUGAUAAAAUUGAAGUUGAAUGGAUUAUUGGACCCCUUCCACAGAUCGGCCAUCGUGUUAGUGAAAUUAUUCUACGCUAUCACGUUGAAGGUCCUGGCAUUCUACCAAAUAAUCGUGGAGAGUUCUACACUGACUCCAUGGGUAAUGACCUCAUUCGCCGACAACGACUGGGUACUGAAGAUGCCGAAACUAAUUAUCCUAAAAUGGCCGAGAUUAUUUCUCCCAACAUGUGGGGUCGAGAUUCACGUGACUCCCUGAAGAAUCAUCGCAUUGAGGGAAGCUACUUCCCAGUUGUGAAUCGCAUCAUGAUCAAAGGAACAACGUAUGUCUUCGCAGUAUACACUGACCGAUCCGAAGGAGGUUCAAGUUUGGCAGACGGAGACAUUGAACUCAUGCUCCACAGAGCAACUACUGUUGACGAUGGCUUGGGUGUUGGUGAGCCACUCAAUGAACGGGCAUAUGGUAUCGUUGUCAGAGGCGUUCAUCGGCUUGUACUUGACGAAGUUUCAAAGGUUAACCAAAUAGACGUCCGACUAGCUCAAGAAGUCUCUCGACCUCCAUCCCUCUUCUUUAAAGAUCGUUCCAACGACUCACGCUCAGCCGACCGCUCGGCCAAAUACUCCAUUCUCACCAAAAGCCUACCACAGUUCCUCCACCUGCUAACAGUCCAACAAUGGCCCGUAGAAGGUGAUCUAACGAUAAAAAAUCAACUUCUUGUCAGAUUUCAACAUGUCGGGACAGUUGAGGUGGGACCAAUAAGGUUUGAACUCAGUGACGCCUUCACCUUGGGCAGGGUAGCUAAGGCGACAGAAAUGACCAUCACAGCUAAUCAAUUAGUCAGAAAUGCCAAAAUGAAUAGCCUUGUGUGGCCAGAUGGAUCCGAAAGGACUUUCGAAAGAGCGAUAAACGGCAACUCCACGCAAGUGACACUACAACCCGGGGAAACGAAGACUUUUAUUCUGUUUUUGUGA